ACAGAUGUACUGCUCCAAAUAUAUAAGGUGUUGAUUCUUUCACGUGUUGAACAAACAAAUACUGAUGAUGAGAGUGUGAUAGAUUGCAUGCCAAAGAUCAGUUCCGAGCCCUUGUCAAGUAAUAUAUACUCCACAUCAGAAAGAAUUCUUCUUACUUGGCUCAAUUUUCAUUAUGAAAAGAUGAGAAAGGUGGCAUGGAAAAACUGUAAGAAAGGGGAUGUCCCGCCUACAAGAUGGAUCAUGAAUUUUGAUAAAGACCUUUUAGAUGGUCUUGUCCUUGCAGCUCAGGUGGCAGCCUAUUGCCCAUAUCUUGUCUCCUCUCAUUUCAUAGACAUGUAUACUAGUCCAGAGUCUCCAGAACAAUGUCUGCACAACUGUCUGAUUCUGACGAAUGCUCUCCGAACA
This is a messenger RNA of Staurois parvus, 405 nucleotides long. Lineage: Eukaryota; Metazoa; Chordata; Amphibia; Anura; Ranidae. The record is from the annotation of a GenBank genome assembly.